Molecule: messenger RNA, 4433 nt
Organism: Dryobates pubescens (Downy woodpecker)
Lineage: Eukaryota; Metazoa; Chordata; Aves; Piciformes; Picidae
Gene: CDH22
Product: cadherin 22
Exons: 12
Coding region: 911-3328 (805 amino acids)
Biological process (GO): cell-cell junction assembly; adherens junction organization; multicellular organism development
Cellular component (GO): adherens junction; catenin complex; plasma membrane
Molecular function (GO): cadherin binding; calcium ion binding
Source: RefSeq, a predicted model, not a curated record
CGAGCUUGCGAUCUGCUCCGUGCCGAGCAGCUGAGGCACCGCUCCGUGCCGCUGCCGUGCAGGAUGCCGCGGGAGACCGAUCGCCCCUCGCUGCGGGGGCGCCGCGGCCGCCGCCCCAGGCUCCUGGAGAUGCUGCCAGCUGCCCUGCUCCUCCCUGCCUGAGCCAGCACAGGAUGGAAGCGACCAGCAUCAGCUGGGCACAGGACCCUUCGCCAGCUGCUGAGACCUCAUCCCCCUGCAGAUGGGAGUUACAAAUGUGCCUGUGAGCCACACGUGUGGCACAGGCCCCUGCGCUGCCAGACCUCUCACGCCGAAGCCCAGGGCCACCACAGGACAGGCAGGCGCUGGCCACAGCAGCUCCUCCUCUUAACUCCUCUGAAACCAUCGCUGGAAGUUUCUCUUUGCUCCCUGUGGGUGCCAGCUGUGGGUGCCAGCUGUGGGUGCCCGUGCCCUGUGCCCCACUGUGGGGCUGCUGCCGAGGUGGGCAGCAGGCUGUGUGUGACCUUGCUCCCUGCUGUGACUUUGCUCCCUGGUGAGACUCUACUCCCUGCUGUGCCCCCUGUCCCUGGCCAGACCUGUGGCAGCUGAGCUGGGACCUGUGUGGCUCUGUCCCCAGGGACAAAUGCCAGCUGCCAGACUCUUGUCUGGAGAGCCAGGAGCAGCCUGUGAGGCAGCGGCACCGAUCACUCCUGCGCUGAGAGCGGGUGGCCCGGGAUGCCUGUUGGCACAGAUGUGACUCCAGCCCACUGGGACUGCAGAGGACAGCAUGCAGCAGGGAUGGAGCUGCUCUGCACUGGCUGCUGAGCCCCACGCUGCUGCUGCUGCUGCUGUGGACUGUCCCCUUCUCGUCUCCUAAAGGAUGCUGGUUGCCUGUCCAACAGCUGCUGCUCAUGCAGCCUGCUAGAGAACGAUGGCAAAGGGUCUGCAGGGCUUCUCAUGGACCAUGCUGCUGCUGCUCUGUGCCAUCCAGGAGCUGGGCACCUGGGCCACGCACACUGCAGUGGAGGGCCCUGGCCUGGGGCAGCCAGGGGACCCUGCGCUGCUGGCCGGCGGGCGAGUGAAGCGUGGCUGGGUCUGGAACCAGUUCUUUGUGGUGGAGGAGUACACAGGCACCGAGCCACUCUAUGUGGGGAAGAUCCACUCGGACUCGGACGAGGGGGACGGCUCCAUCAAGUACACGAUCUCCGGGGAGGGCGCCGGGACCAUCUUCCUCAUCGAUGAGAUCACAGGGGACAUCCACGCCACCGAGCGCCUGGACCGGGAGCAGAAAACCUUCUACACGCUGCGGGCGCAGGCCCGCGACCGGCAGACGGACCAGCUGCUGGAGCCCGAGUCCGAGUUCAUCAUCAAGGUGCAGGACAUCAACGACAGCGAGCCGCGGUUCCUCGAGGGGCCCUACAUCGGCAGCGUGGCCGAGCUCUCCCCCGUCGGCACCUCAGUGAUGCAGGUGAUGGCAUCUGACGCCGAUGACCCCACCUAUGGGAGCAGUGCCCGGGUAGUCUACAGCGUGCUGGAGGGGGAGCAGCACUUCACCGUGGACAGCAAAACAGGUGUGAUCCGGACGGCCGUGGCUGACCUGGACCGCGAGACGCAGGACCGGUACGAGGUGGUGAUCCGUGCCACGGACAUGGCAGGGCAGCUGGGCGGCCUCUCCGGCUCCACCACGGUCACCAUCGUGGUCACUGACGUCAAUGACAACCCCCCACGCUUCCCCCAGAAGAUGUAUCAGUUCAGCGUUGUGGAAACCGCCCCUGUGGGCACUGCCAUCGGGAGGGUGAAGGCAGAGGACUCUGACGUGGGGGAGAACACAGACAUGACCUACCAGGUGAAGGAUGAGGAGGGGAUGGAGAUGUUCAGGGUCACCACGGACAGCGACACCCAAGAGGCUGUCAUCAUGGUACAGAAGCCUCUCGACUAUGAGUCAAAGAAGGUGCACACCGUGGUGGUGGAGGCCCUCAACAAGUUCGUGGACCCACGGUUCGUGGACCUGGGCACCUUCCGGGACCAGACCAUUGUGCGAGUCUCGGUGCUGGACGUCGACGAGCCCCCCGAGUUCCGACCCCCCUCCAACCUGAUGGAGGUCCAGGAGGACGCCCACGUUGGCUCUGUCGUGGGGGUGGUCACAGCCCUGGACCCAGACACAGCAAACCAUCCUGUCCGGUACGCCAUCGACCGCAGCACCGACGCAGAGAGGAUCUUUGACAUCGACGCCAACACAGGUGCCAUCGUGACAGGAAAGGUCCUGGACAGGGAGACUGCAGGGUGGCACAACAUCACUGUCCUGGCCAUGGAAGCAGAUAAUCACUCACAGGUGUCGAGAGCCUCCCUCCGUAUCCGGAUCCUGGACGUCAACGACAAUCCUCCUGAGCUCGCCACCCCCUAUGAAGCUGCUGUGUGUGAGGAUGCCAAGCCAGGCCAGCUGAUCCAGACAAUAAGCGUUGUGGACCGCGAUGAGCCUCAGGGUGGCCACCGUUUCUACUUCACACUGGCCCCUGAAGCUACCAACAACCACCACUUUUCUCUGCUGGAUAUUCAGGACAACACCGCAGCGGUGCACACGCAGAGAAUGGGGUUCAACCGGCAGGAGCAGGACGUGUACCUGCUCCCCAUUUUGGUAGUGGACAGCGGUCCCCCAGCCCUCAGCAGCACGGGGACCCUGACCAUCCGCGUCUGCGGCUGCGACAGCGACGGAGCUAUCCAGUCCUGCAACAGCACUGCCUACAUCGUGUCGGCCACGCUCAGCCCCGGAGCCCUCAUCGCGCUGCUGGUGUGCGUCCUCAUCCUGGUCGUGCUGGUCCUUCUGAUUCUCACCCUGAAGAGGCACCACAAAAGCCAUCUGGCAGCCGAGGAUGAUGAGGACAUGAGGGACAAUGUCAUCAAAUACAACGACGAAGGGGGUGGCGAGCAGGACACGGAGGCCUAUGACAUGUCAGCCCUGCGCAGCCUCUAUGACUUCAGUGAGAUCAAAGGUGGCGAUGGAGGUGGGGGGCCAGGAGAAGGGGUCCUGAGCAGAAACCCAGCCUCCCAGCUCCAUUCCCUCCCACAGUGGGUGCAGAGCCCAGACCUGGACUUCUCCGUGUUCAGAGACUAUAUCUGCAGGAAGGUGCAGCAGGCAGACGAGGACCUCUCUGUGCCACCCUAUGACUCCUUCCAGACCUACGCCUUCGAGGGCUCAGACUCCCCCGUGCCCUCCCUGAGCUCCAUCAACACGUGGUCCAGCGGCUCAGAGCAGGACUUCUCCUACCUGGGGGGCUGGGGGCCGCGGUUCCGGCAGCUGGCGGCGCUGUACGCUGGGCGCAGGGGCGAGGAGGACAGCGAGGAGUCCUAGACACCCUGCCAGCCCCUGAUGCCCCCUGCACCAGGGCUCCACGCCGUGAAGGGGACAGCCUGUGCCACCAGCUGGGCUCUACAGGCGCUGGGCAGCAGCACAGGACCAAGGAGCACCGGGCAAUGAUGUGCUCCUUGGCCACCGCCUCCCGUCCCGGGGGACCUCUGACCUGCACAACGAGGCUGGAGAGCCCAAAGGAGCUGCUGCAGCCAUCCUCAUCUCCCUAUCAGCAGUCUCCACUGAAGCACUACCCGUUAAUUUAAGAAAGAAAAUGUAGCUCCAGAUAGCUUGGAGGGGCUUUCUGCCCCUGCAAAUUAUCAUUUCAAUAGAUCUGCUCAGUGAGCCCAGUUCAGGAGAGGAAGAGUAAACCGGGAGCCUUUUGUUGUCUAAAUUGUUUUUGUCACUUGAGUCAGAGCAUCUGACGUGCUUUGAUUUCUGUGGGAGCUCUCCUUGCAGAGGGGACAGCUUUUAACAUUUGCUGUGGUUUUGGAGCCCUCUGCUCUCUGCCCCUGGGCUCCUGGGCAGUGCCCGGCAGGUGGCACAGUGUGGGAGAGAUCGUGUUUGGGUGCAGGCUCCACAGUCACGUCCUGCCACGGGGUGACUGCUGCCCUGCAGCCCACCUCAAAACAUACUCCCCCACCCCGCCCCCGAGCUGCAGCUUCCUCGCUGCUCAGUGCUUAGGCCUUUCAAAGAGGCUGGUGAUGUGAUGGAGCUCUCUCUUUCCCACCAAGCAGGCAUCGUCUGCAAGGUCCUCAUGUGCACCACAGCCCUGGAGGCAGAUGGGGACAUCCUGCCUGCUGCUGAAGCAUGGUGCUAUAGCCUGAGCCAUGGUGCUGGGGAGUGGCACACCCUAGGCUGGCUUUGUCACCCUCGUGGGGCCAGCUGGGCCAGGGUGGGCUGCACAGUGCAGAGGUCAGUGCACCCUGGCCAUCAUUUGGGGGUGAGGAGAGCUGCAUCCCAGUGAGAGAACUAUGCUGUAAGGCAUGAGGGGACUCCAGUUCCCUGUUCUGGGGGGAUAAUUCCUGCUUACACCCAGCUGACAGUAAAGCAUCACCAUGGCAAUAGAAAACCAUCCCCAGGAUACAUGCCUGAGGCCAGAUCCUGC